AAGAGUGUACAUUUUGAACAUUUACUGCCUCCAUGACUAACACCUGUUGCUGUAACAUUGCGUGGUCGACGUAAUCAUGCAACGCAACAAUGCGCCGAUAUGGUAUGAAGUCGUAUUGUUCGCAGUAUUUGUGUUUCUCUUUUUGGGUGUCUGAAAAUUUCACAUUCAGCUACAUACUAGCUCACCAAGACCGCCUACACGGGACGUGGAGCUUUGGUUUCGUCGGUACAUAACGUACGGCGAGUUUUGAGUCAGUCGCUUGGGCGGUGUGGACGCGUGAGACUCGCUCUCCGUGCGUCCGUCGUGUUCAACAUCCAACCGUGACGCGUAAACACGACAAGACAUAAUAAAAAAAUAAAUAGUACGCUAAUUAUUUUCAAAACAAAUACAGAAGUGAUAACUUUUAUUGAUUACAUGGACAGAGUGUUAUUUUAGAAGUAUUCUUUCAGUAGUUUUCAUCCAAAGAAUGUAUAAAGUUUUACUACGAAAGUUGAGGAAAAGUUUAUGAAAGAAGAGGAUUAAUCAUCGGACACUUCUGAAAAAAGUGGUGGCUAACAGUGAUGGGGCAAGCCUCGACGGGGACAGCGACGCGGUCGCACGGUUGACCCGCAGCUUGUACCCAAGGGCUUUCAACAUGAACGACGUACCAGUCAACACUUACACUGUGGACACGCGAAGAAUGCAGUUAUACUCGCACCCCCAUGUCCAUCCAACGGAGUUAUCCAUACACGCGAUGUCGACACAAGAGCUACUGAAGCCGAAGGACGAACCGUUGUAUUCGCUGGCACCUUCCAACAACCACUGUUCAGUCAGCUUGCACCAUCCAGGGAGUCCGCCGUACGAGAGCAGGAUAUGCAUGCAAGAGACCAAUAGCCCCGAUGCACCGAACAGUCAAAGUGUCAAAGGAGAGGAAGAACUAUCACGAGUGUAUCAAACACUUACGUUGCCGCAACUGUCCAGAGAUGACAACAAUAGUUCAAAUAACAGUGUUGAUUACAGUAAUGAAACUAAAAGUAAACCAAAGACCACGGCUCCACCGAGUCCGCGCAACGCAGAGAUGAAACCUCAGUCGACAACGCCCACCACCUCGCAAGCGUUGACCAAACCCCCUUACUCCUACGUGGCUCUGAUCGCGAUGGCGAUACAAAACAGCCAGACCAAACGAGCCACACUCAGUGAAAUAUACGCUUACAUCACGAAAGAGUUUCCAUACUUCGAGAAGAAUAAGAAAGGCUGGCAGAAUUCCAUAAGGCACAAUCUCAGCCUAAACGAAUGUUUCAUAAAAGUUCCAAGAGAAGGCGGUGGUGAAAGAAAGGGAAACUACUGGACUCUCGAUCCGCAGUGCGGGGAUAUGUUCGAAAAUGGAAACUAUAGGAGGCGACGACGUAUGAAGCGGCCGUUUAGAGCUACACCCUAUUCGAAAACUUUGUUCGGGGAUGGGUACCAUGUGGCGCAUGUGGCACAGCACGUUCCUUCGCACGUGCAGCCCCUGCCACUAGGAGCCAGAAAUUACUUCGGUUCAGGAUCACCGUACCCACCAUCCUACCCAAGAUAUGACACUGCGUGGCUGACGCAGUCUACCCCCGGCCUGGGCUACCCCAGCGCUUGUGGCAUGGGCCGGAGUCCUCCUGGCUGCUCACCCCACAGCGCGAUGCCACACCAGUCGUCGCCGGUAUCCGUCAAUCCGUUCGCUACUCACCAGUUACAAGGACAGUUACAGAAUCCGUUGCAGCCUAUGCAAUCCAUCCCAAUGAAUAGUUACAACCCCAUUGGUGUAUCUGCUCUUGGUCCUGAAGGAUCAACUAGUCCUGGCCCUGGGUAUACGCCCUCUUCCGGUGGAUUCUCGCCGAGUCGACAUCACGACAUCGUCACCUCGUCUGAUGCAGCCGUCUCUAGAUUUCCUUUCUGGACUGAAGAAUACGUAUUCGCAGGUGGAUCACCCAGUCCGAACACCGGCUACGUGCCCGCCAGCAGCUUCUCGCCCACUAGGCGUCACGAGGCGGUCACCUCGUCCGAUUCCCCUUCAUCACGUUUCUCCUAUUGGCCAGAAGUGGUUGGAGUCAAGGAAGAGGCUUCAUCUAGUCUCAUUUCGAAUGGCCCACCGUAUUCUAAAUGUUUUAUGUAAAUUAUUUCUAGAGGGAAACACAAGACUAUUAUUAUCCACGAAAUCUGUUGCACUCAUAGUAAUGUAAGAUUCAAAUGGAUAAAUUGACUGUAGAAUAAAAUUGAUGUUAUGUUUUAUUCGGUGUAUAAAUGUGCAUAUUUAAAUGAUUGUAGAAGUGUUUACUGUUAAGUCGAAUAAUAAGCAAUGAAUCGUAUAGCAAUACAGCUUUUCAUAUUUGCCAUAAAAGAAGCAGUUUUGCCGAAACAAAACAAAUAUCGAAUUUUACUGAGGUUUACGUCUUAAUUGUGCAAUGUACUUUGUUCAAUACUUUGUUAAACUUCAUGAUUAUUAUGUUAAGUUUAUUGUCUUUUGACAGCCAAAUUUUAAGAAUUGUUAACGAGGUGUUUUUAGUGCCUCGCGAGAAAACUUUACUAGACUGUAGUCACUGAAAUUUCUCUGGCUAGUACUAGCCUUGUGGCUUAACGGCGCAAUACUGAAAGAUCAUUUAAUAUUUGAGAGUUAAAAAGUUACCGUUAAAGGUAAAACAAGGUAAAUGGCGUCGAUUUCUAGUGUAAAAAAAGCAAACGUUCGUAUUUGAAAAUUGGUCCCGAAGAUAUUAAUUUUUUGGGCUUUUUUGGCAUGUACUUUACUAGCUAAAAGGCUUUGGCGUGUUUUAAGCUAGAUGUACUUAGCAGAACAACUUUUAAUAAAUGCUUGUCAAUAUAACUAAAAAAAAGUUUUCUUUACCACUUUUACUGUGUUCAUAUUGGUCACCUAAAAUUUUUCGGAUCUUUGGUGCUUAGACUAGUUUCAGCCUUUGCACAUUCAAUAUGAUCAGCUUCAGAAAAUUGAGUGAGGUUUCAGUAUUCAGCCGAAUAGUUUGAAAAUUAUGUACUUUUUAUGUUCUUAUAAACUCAUGUCCGCUUACGCGUUUAAAAUAAAUACCACUCUAAAGACUGUUGUUUGCCAAGUAAUAACAUAUUGAAGUUUGGAGUUUUAAACAUGAUUAUGUAUGUUCUUAUCCUUAUAUCUUGCUUUGUAGCAAAUAUUUGUCUAAACGAAAAUGUGUGCUAUAGAGGAAUAUGGGAAUGGGGAUGGGUUAGACAAUGAAGAAUAUUGUUAUUGUAAAUAGAAUGCAAGUGAAACAAUUGAUUGUAAAUGAAUUUCAUGGCCCGUUAAAGAGGUUGAUAUUGAAAUAAGUUGUAAUUAAAUUUUUACAGCGACCUGAUUAAACUUACCGAGUGAUGAAUGUUGUAAAUCGUUCCAUAUGCUACUGUUUCUUUUUAUUUACUGUUAUGUAUACAUGAUUGUCUUAGAUUACUUUUUCUAAAUUAUUAUUUUUAGAUAGAUGUUUAUUAUAAUAAAGUAACUGUAUUUAUUUAAUGUCAGUGUGAGCUCAACUUUGAACGCCACACCUUAAUAAAUCACAUUGAAGUCUUCUUAUUUUUUUAAGUUGGUUUGCUUACGAGAUAUUAUAUUUCGUAUUAUUUUGUUAAUUUUGGAUGUAAAUUCUUUUAACGUAUAGUAACCUAAAUAGUCAGUAGUUUGUCAUAAAAUAGUUACAAUAAAUGUCUUUAUUACAGUAAUAGAUAUCGAAUUAGAUAAAUAAAAUGCAAAUUGCUGAGAUUGAACUUAUCUUAUUUCGAGUACUUUGUUCUGAGACUACUGCAUGUCCCCUACACAUGACAUAAUAUCUGUGGUGAUUGUGAACACUCAAUACAACAAUGGAUUUCCUCUUUACAGAAGUCUGGAAUAGUUUUAUUCUUAUUAUUGCUUUCUUUAUAUUCUUUCAGUAUACGAGGUUUUCAAAACUCCAGGGUUAGUUAGAGGAUAAGGGCAAUGAUAAUCACUGAUUUUGCAAGUAUCCGUAUUCUAUGGAAGCUACUUACCACCAGGCUGUUGUUUUUCAAUAUAAUAACAAAAUGUGUGAUUUAUAAAAAUGUUUCUUUGGUUGAACGUGCUAAUCUCUUAACGCAUUUAUUAACAGAGGGCACUGAUCAGACAAAUAAAACCGUGGGGAGUAGCGUAAUAUGAAAAAAUACGUGUAAUAAAACUUCUAAUAUAAAUCAGCAACUUGUUUAUUCACCUUUUCACCUUCCACACUUUGGCUGCUAACAAUGCUCUCUUUCAAUUCAUACCAGUAUGGACAUCUUGAAAUCCUCACCGGAAAAAUCAUCGAAAACAAUUCAUCGAAUUACAAUUCUUCGAACACAAUUCAUCGAAAAAAUAAUUCGUCGAACAACAAUUCUUCGAACGGUAAUUCCCCGAAAAACAAUUUCAUGCUUUUUAUAUUUCAUAUUAUUAGUGACAGAACCGAAGUGGGGCGGGGGG
Messenger RNA from Chilo suppressalis (striped riceborer), 4435 nucleotides. The record is from the annotation of a GenBank genome assembly. NCBI's taxonomy places the organism in Eukaryota, Metazoa, Arthropoda, Insecta, Lepidoptera, Crambidae.